This is a messenger RNA of Echinops telfairi (small Madagascar hedgehog), 1606 nucleotides long. RefSeq names its product coronin 1A (gene CORO1A). The record is from RefSeq and is a predicted model, not a curated record. The transcript is spliced from 11 exons. Bases 102 to 1487 code for a protein of 461 amino acids. Gene Ontology annotation, molecular function: actin filament binding. NCBI's taxonomy places the organism in Eukaryota, Metazoa, Chordata, Mammalia, Afrosoricida, Tenrecidae. Gene Ontology annotation, biological process: cell migration; actin filament organization.
AAGAGCAUCCUCGGCGAGUCUGGGCUCUCCCGGCUCCUGCCGCCUCCUCCUCCACUUCUUCGUCCUCCACUCGGAGGCUCAUUGUCAUCUCUGGCAGCAGGAUGAGCCGGCAGGUGGUCCGCUCCAGCAAGUUCCGUCACGUGUUCGGACAGCCGGCCAAGGCCGACCAGUGCUAUGAAGAUGUGCGAGUCUCACAGACCACCUGGGACAGUGGCUUCUGUGCCGUCAACCCCAAGUUUGUGGCCCUGAUCUGUGAGGCCAGUGGGGGAGGGGCCUUCCUGGUGCUGCCCCUGGGCAAGACUGGACGAGUGGACAAGAACGUGCCCACGGUCUGCGGCCACACGGCGCCCGUGCUGGACAUUGCCUGGUGCCCGCACAAUGACAACGUCAUUGCUAGUGGCUCUGAGGACUGCACAGUCAUGGUGUGGGAGAUCCCCGACGGGGGCCUGGUGCUGCCCCUUCGGGAGCCCGUCGUCACCCUGGAGGGCCACACCAAGCGAGUGGGCAUUGUGGCCUGGCACCCCACUGCGCAGAAUGUGCUGCUCAGCGCAGGUUGUGACAACGUGAUUCUGGUGUGGGACGUGGGCACUGGGGAGGCCAUGCUGACGCUGGGCCCAGACGUGCACCCGGACACCAUCUAUAGCGUGGACUGGAGCCGGGACGGCGGCCUCAUCUGUACGUCCUGCCGCGACAAGCGCGUGCGCGUCAUCGAGCCCCGCAAGGGCACCGUGGUCGCGGAGAAGGACCGCCCCCACGAGGGGACCCGGCCGGUGCACGCCGUGUUCGUGUCCGACGGGAAGAUCCUGACCACGGGCUUCAGCCGCAUGAGCGAGCGGCAGGUGGCACUGUGGGACACGAAGCACCUGGAGGAGCCUCUGUCCCUGCAGGAGCUGGACACGAGCAGCGGCGUCCUGCUGCCCUUCUUCGACCCUGACACCAACAUUGUCUAUCUCUGUGGCAAGGGCGACAGCUCCAUCCGCUACUUUGAGAUCACGUCAGAGGCCCCGUACCUGCACUACCUCUGCAUGUUCAGCUCCAAGGAGUCCCAGCGUGGCAUGGGCUACAUGCCCAAACGCGGCCUGGAGGUGAACAAGUGCGAGAUCGCCAGGUUCUACAAGCUGCACGAGCGGAAGUGUGAGCCCAUCGCCAUGACUGUGCCCAGGAAGUCGGACCUGUUCCAGGAGGAUCUGUACCCGCCCACUGCAGGGCCCGACCCUGCGCUCACGGCUGAGGAGUGGUUUGGCGGACGGGAUGCCGGCCCCCUCCUCAUUUCCCUCAAGGAUGGCUAUGUGCCCUCGAAGAGCCGGGAGCUGCGGGUCAACCGGGGCCUGGACAGCGGGCGUAGGAGGGCAGCGCCAGAGUCCUGCGGCACGCCCAGCUCGGAUGCCGUAUCCCGGCUGGAGGAAGAAGUGCGGAAGCUCCAAGCCACCGUGCAGGAGCUGCAGAAGCGCUUGGAUAGGCUGGAGGCGACAGUCCAGGCCAAGUAGAGGGCCCAGGGUCUUCAGCAGGGCCACCACCAAACCCCCUCCCACCCACCCCCACUCCUCAGGCCACUGUGGCAGAGAACAAAAAAUAAUAAAAUGGCUUUAUUUUCUGGUACCUCUCA